Portunus trituberculatus (swimming crab) is the source of this 6364-nucleotide messenger RNA. Its product is annotated as ubiquitin-protein ligase E3C-like. Lineage: Eukaryota; Metazoa; Arthropoda; Malacostraca; Decapoda; Portunidae. Bases 215 to 3430 code for a protein of 1071 amino acids. The record is from RefSeq and is a predicted model, not a curated record. Gene Ontology annotation, molecular function: ubiquitin protein ligase activity; protein binding. The transcript has 21 exons. Gene Ontology annotation, biological process: ubiquitin-dependent protein catabolic process; protein polyubiquitination.
UAGGGAAGGAGAUGGAGGGAAGUGUCAUGUCACAGUGAAUGCAGCGGUGGUGGUGGUGGUGUACUGGUGAUGAUCAUCAUUCCUUCUUGCUGUUACGCCACAUGACCGUCACAAUUCCGGGUUUGAAUGGUGGUAAAGUGACGGUGAGCUGCGGCCUGCAGGGGGAGGAAGAGGAGGAUUCAUACGUACGUAAUGGAUUUCCUGAAAGAUCAUCAUGUGGAGCUUUGAGGGAGAUUACCGCAGGAAGCCUCAGCAGAGGCUGGGUGGGGCAAGCAAGACCCGCAACAUUGAGCGUUCAGACCUCCUCAACCAGCUGAAGGCAGACCGGGAGGAACGGGAGAGACAGAGACGCAGAGAAGCAGCUGCAGUGACACUGCAGGCCUGGGCACGUGGUGUGUUGAGCCAGCGCCGCACCAAACUUGACCUACGCUACCAGUAUGAUUCUUACCUGGCACUCACCAAAGCACAGGGGAUAUCGGAAGGCUCAGCCAUCAGACUGAUUGCCUUGCUGAUCAGGAUAUUUCACCCACAGGAAGACAGUGACAGAUUGCUUGCCAUCUGUCAGCUGGUGAUCCGUGAACAGAAGCAGCUGGCUGAGUGGGUGUGUGGCUCAUGUGAACGAUGGACAUACCUGUUGCCUCGUCUAGCUAACAUGGCACUCAUGGUCAUCACACACCCUGUGCAAGGUGAUAACCCUGUGUCACAUGCUGGACCACUGCGCCUUCUGGAGAUUGUCCUGGCACCAGACUCAUGGCCCACUAGGCUGUCUCCAUCCCACCAACACCUCUUCCUCUCUGCAGUGUACUCACAUCUCAUCAAUAAAGGUUUUUACCAUCAAAUUGUUCAACUGUUAAUUACUCGUGUUCCUGAGGUAUAUGAAUCCUCCCAAGAGCCACCCACCCCUCUGGCUGAUGCUUUACUGCAGCUUCUGCUGAAGCCUCUCACCUUCGCUAGCAGCAUGACAGACACAAUGCUCCUGUAUUGCGUGUUGGCAGAGAUGUGUCGGCAUGUAUUGGGUGAAGCAGUCCACAGCCAGAUCUCUAAUUACAUCAUCCCUUGUUUGGCCUCCAACACAAAAUACAAAUUGCCCAUGGACAGGAUGGUGGCUGUGCUGGUCACCCACUCUCUCAAGUUCAUGGACACUUGUCCAGCUCCCGCCCUCCUCUACUCUCUCCUUAUGCUUGUACGCUCUGGUGCUGAUUUUCAAGAUGUUACCUCCCUGUGCAAUUACUUGCAAGCCAUUGGUGAACUGUUAGGAGGAACCACAUCCUAUCUGACAUGCAGUGAUGCAGAAGUGGACUCUGAUGAUGAGGAGGAAGACACCAUGGACUCCUCAAAGCCUCUCAAUCCUAUUUUAUGUAAGCUUGCAGAGGAGUGUGUGUCAGUGGUGAAUAGCACUGAGCACGUUGGGUGGCUGCUCAGUCAGGUGGAGCGGUAUGUGUCUCCCGAGGUGUUGUUUCACUUCUCCCGCCUCACACACCACCUCCUCACUGCCCCUUCCCUACAGCUCCAUCAGUGCAGGCUACUGUACAGUGUGGUAGUGCGGCGGCAGCUGCUGCGGUCCAUGUGGGUGGUGCUUUCGAGUCUGCAACAAGGGGCACCUCUUCCAGGCAGCAUCACAAACUCUCACCCAGCAUUUGGAGUGCGAGGAACACCACUGCUGCAGGUUCUGGCACGAGGGUCUCCUCUGGCCCCCUAUGAGCGGGACACACUGGUACCCCUCCUGGCUACCUUUUGUGCCACUCUCACAGCUGUCCUUUCCACACUCCAUGAUGCAGAGUUCCUUGGACAAUCUGAUGAGGCUCAGGAAGUGUAUUUACAAAAACCCACACAAAACCAGUUCCCAUUUUCUGUGGAUGAACUUGUAAAGAUGUCAGCCAGCCUGCGAGACGUGUGUGUGGGACUGGUGGAGCUGGCUCAUCCAGACACACGCAUGUCAGCCAUCACUGACACCUCCUACACUUCCUUGUGGGCACAUUGCUUCAAGGUGUGUGUUGGAGUGGUGAGGCAAAUACACUUGCGAGACACCAGGAGAAUGUUCUGUCCUGGUGGCCACUGGCUCAGCUCCCGGGUCACCCUGCCACUGAACAACUGUCAGACGGUAUCCUUCAUACCACGCACCAAUAGGAGACAGAGGAGGCUUUUCAUGCCACAGAGGCUGCUCACAAGGAAUGAAUUAGAAACGGAGGGUCCUCCAUUGUCUGUCACUGAUGAACGGAGAGGUACUAUUCUGCGAGAAAUUCCCUUUGUCAUUCCCUUUGAGUCUCGAACGCAAGUGUUCAGCAGGUUGGUGGGGAUUGACCGCAGCAUCAGUCAGAUGGGGGCGGAGUUCAAUGAGAGGCCUGUAAUUAAUGUUGCCAUCAGGAGAAGUCACCUCUAUGAAGAUGCUUUUGAAAAAAUAUCACCUAAUAAUGAGCCUAACCUGCGGCUGCGCAUGAAAGUUCGCCUGAUGAAUGCAGUGGGCCUCAAUGAAGUGGGCAUUGAUGGAGGUGGAAUAUUCCGGGAGUUUUUAUCUGAACUUCUUAAGACUGCCUUUGACCCUACAAGAGGUUUCUUCCUGCUGACUCUGGACAACACACUCUAUCCCAACCCUGGAGCACAUCUCAUAGCAGAGAACUACCAGACUCACUACUACUUCAUUGGAAGAAUGUUAGGAAAGGCACUGUAUGAAAAUCUACUGGUGGAAGUACCAAUGGCAGGAUUCUUCCUGUCUAAACUGCUGGGUCGGUCCUCUUCCUCAGCUGAGAUCCACCACUUGGAUUCUCUGGACCCAGAGUUGUGUCGCAACCUUCUCUCCCUCAAGACCUACCAAGGGGACGUCCAGGACUUGGGACUGGACUUCACAGUCCUCAACUCAAACCUGGGACAAAAUACAAUUGAGGAAUUGAUCCCCAAUGGCACCAACAUCCCUGUAAACAAUGAAAACCGCAUUGAGUACAUUUAUCGUAUGGCUGAUUACAAGUUGAACAAACAGAUUGCAAAACAGAGUCAAGCUUUCAAAAAAGGAGUGGUAGAUGUUGUUCCUCUUGAAUGGCUUCAGAUGUUUGAUUGGCGAGAACUUCAGAUGUUGAUAUCUGGUGCUUCUGUUCCUAUCGACCUUGAAGAUUUGAUGGAUAACACCAGAUAUGGCGGAAUCUACAGCACUGAGAAUUCAACAAUACAAGCCUUUUGGCAAGUCCUUAGAGAAUUCAGUGAAACACAAAAACGUCAACUUCUGAAAUUUGUCACAAGUUGUUCUAGGCCUCCACUCCUGGGAUUCAAGGAACUGCAGCCACCAUUCUGUAUCCAGCCAUCGGGAUCAGAGGAUCGUCUUCCUACUGCUUCCACUUGCAUGAACCUGUUGAAGUUGCCAGAAUAUAAAAAUGAGCACACACUCAGAGAAAAACUUCUUUAUGCCAUUACAUCUGGUUCUGGUUUUGAGCUGUCCUAAAACAUGGCAUUGAUAGCUGCAAGGAAUAUUAGAUUUUCAGUGUUGUCAGCUCAACUAUUGAUAACCCUGUGAUUGAUUAAAAUAAAAAGGUUUUACCGUAAUGUGAAGCAAGUCCCAUCUCUUUGAUGAAUUAUACAGGAAGAAAACACCCUUAUUAUAUGAGUGAAUAAAUUGCUUGCUUAAUAUGUUUGAGUUCCAGGUAAUGAACUGAUUGAUCUUGCUAUUUCCAGCAACUUUUUUAGCCUAUGAAAUAUAUAUAUAUAUACUAGUACUGGUCCUCAUAAGCAUGUGUUAUUAACAUUAUAUGGAAACUAACAUUUCUAGAGUGGACAAUAUUUUGUGACAUACAAUAAUCUAAACCUCUUGGUUGAAAAAAGAUAUUUACUUCAAGUAUAUGAGUAGCUCCACAAGAGAACAAUCCAAGCACCAUUUCUUAAAAUAUGCAAAAAACUGCUUGUAAAGUUUUACAUUUUAAUAUUUUCAAAGCCACCAUAUAUGAUUUUUGUGAAACAUAUAUCAAAACACUCCUUGGCACGUCAGCUUUCCAAUCGGCAUGAAAAAUAUUUUUUAUCCAAUUCAGCAAUUAUUGAUAACAAAAACAGUCCAGUCAUUUAUUUAGUUCAAGUCAGUUUGAUGUAUUCUUGUAAAUUCCAGAUGUACUUACCACACUGAUGUAAAUGUUGAAUGUUGAUUCACCCUUUUCUCCCCCCUCCCCCUUAUACCCUAGCCUCAUGAUUAGUUGUCAUAAUUGAGCACCUCAUUGUCUUCCUCGUCAGGAGGCAUGACAUUGUGCUCAAUUGUGCCAGCCUGGAGGCACUAAUAAAAGACCUUCUUGUCAUCUGGCAUGAGGCAUAAAAAGCUUUUUAGGUCACUGAGCUUCUCUUCACUGAGGUUCAGGGGGGCUUCAUUAAGGGUUAACCCAGGAACCUCCAUGUCAACAGAAAUUAAAGAUACGCAACAUUGCAUCGAGGUUUAGAUCGUAUUGUCAUAGAGAUAAUAAUCUAAGCAUCAUGAAGUGGAAAAGGACACAGGAAUACAUGUUUUCGUUAGGGAUAGUGCUUGGAUCGUUCUCCCGUGGAGCUAUUCAUGCAUAUGCACACACACAAACACUACAAUAUAUGCAAUAGUAAUACCAUACUUUGAUUUGUGUUCAACACUGAUAAGUCUGAUUUUCCCAUCUUUGUUAUUAGCUCAUAUGCUAUUCAUUGUUUUUCUAACUACAAAAUUGCACUGCGCAGCAAUUAUUUUAUUGUUAUUACAACUUGUAAUCCACAAAAUACAUGUAUUCAAUGAAGAGUAAAUAGAAAAAACAUGCAUUUAAUGAGAUCAAGAUCUUCAAAAUGCAAAGGAGAAUUAUGUAAGAGGAACCUGUGGACUGGCUAAAGAGAUUCAGUGUUCUGUCAUUGUCUCAAAAUUUUAAAAAGGAAAAACACUUGGGUGGCUGAGUGAAAAUGUGUGGCUCACUGAGGUAAUUCAGACAUACCAUAAUAAAAGGAUUAAUUAAUGAAGCAAAUUGUAAAUGAUGCUCAAUUAUAUAGUAAUGCCAUGAGUUUUGGAAGGAGGGGAUGCAAAGCAAGAUUUUGAUUGCACACUGAGAAUAACAAGAAAAAUGAAAAGAACAUGUCCUGUUCUGACCAUUGAAAAAUCAUCACAAGGAGACCAUACAUUGAAGAUAGAGAUGUAUGAAUAAGGAUUAUAAUACUAUCAGCAGCAAUGAGAGUAUUCAUUAUGUUAAAAACAGAGCCAAUUUUAGUAUUGUCAUUUUAUUGUUUUUGGAUUCAACAAGACUUAAAACACUAUAUUCCUUUAUAUGAUUUUGGCUAAAUACCUUUGGGAGGUAUAACUUCUUUUCCUAUAUUUUAUUAUUUUGAAGGGCAAUUUAUUUGUAUGGAUCUUACAGAUAGGACAAUUUCUACAGUUGCUCCUUGAAGUUGGAUAUUUUUAUAAUAAGUGGAAAUGUAAAGGCCAAACCCACUCGGCUUUCUCUUCUCAGGUCUGACCAUGCACCAAAGCAAAGGAAAUAAACUUAUUAAAAAAUAAAACCAUAUUAACUAGAUGUAUAGUAAAGGAUUAUCAGGUCAGUCUCUGGAGUAAAAAAAACUAUUUUAAAGAAUAAUCUUUACCUUCCUCUACCUUGAGAUUUAACAGUUUUGAAAACAUUUCUCAUUGUGGUAUUUUCCAGUAUGCUAAUGAGUAUUCAUUAUUUAUCUUGCUGUGUUGAUCUUCAGUAGCCACAGUUAAUACUUUCUUCCUUUCCUAAAGGUCUCCAACAUAUAAUGUGCAGGAUACAUCUUGAGUCUUAUAUUUAACUGUCAAUGACAGGGAGUCCUAUUUUACUGUCAUAUCAUUCUGUCAUUCUCUCCUUCACUAUUCAUGCUCAAAAUACAAAUUAUAUUUAGGUGCACACACACACACACACACACACACCCCAUUUAAUUCUAUUUGUGGACAAAUUAAAGCUUAAAAAGUCAAGGUUACCUUGUGUGUGCAUACAUAUUCAUGUAGUCCUUUUCUCAGAAAUGUUAUUCUGUACAUGCCCAAGAUUACAAGAUAAUGCAAUGAUCAUACAAAGUUCAUGAAUUUGUGUUUAUCUUAGCAUGGCAGGUUGUAAAUGGAAUGCUGCAAGAAAAAUGUAGGUCAGUACUGAUAUUCUAAAAUAUUGCAGGCAUCUUAAGUUUAAAUAGUUCUUUAUUUAUACCAAACCUAUAUAUAUAUUCCUGUGUCAUCUUUAUCUCAAAUAUCUAUUUAUUUGCUUUUAUUAUGUAUGCAAGGGACAACAUUGUAAGAUAAUAAAAGGAUAAAUACUGCAUAAACACUAAAACUGUAUAUCCAUUCAAAAGUUUAGUUAAGAUUUGGUUUUACUGCAGAUGAGCAAGUUUUCUGUACAUAUGAAUAUAUUACUGUAAGUAAAAGUAAGAUGAUAAUAUACAAUCA